Molecule: messenger RNA, 2566 nt
Organism: Pelagomonas calceolata
Lineage: Eukaryota; Pelagophyceae; Pelagomonadales; Pelagomonadaceae
Source: the annotation of a GenBank genome assembly
GCCGUCUCGGUCGUCUCACAACUUCGCGUCGAUGGCGUGCAGCGGUUGAUCUCCGCACCGCUCCGCACGGUUCGUAGAGCGCCAGCACAGCAGCUCUUUCCGCACAACGCGUCGUUCGCGGAGGUGACUGGCAGCACACUGUGCAGGCAGCAGUGCUGUGGUUAGCUUUGUGCGCGGGACGGCGGCGCAGCGUUUAUGGCUUCCAAGCAGUGCGUUACGUCUCUUGCAACCACCGCGUGCGAUAGAUCACGGCGCAGCGGAGCACUAUCACAAAUUGACUUGCCGCUCUCCUGCAGCAGCGAGAUCACACUGUGAAUACGUCGCGCGUAGCGGUUGCCUAGCAAGACCAAUCGUUGCGUGCAUCGAUGCGGCUUGCCGCAGCACUCUGCUGCGUUGCAAUGGCCGCAUCGCUGCAGCCACAAACCGUCCCGCUCCACAAGCUCCUGAGCACCUGCAUCGAUGCGGCGGCGCGGGGCUGCGACCGCAUACGACGCGUCCAGGAGUCCGGCGCCACCGACGCGACGCUCAAAAUAGCAGGCGACGCGAAAUCCGCGUUGACAGCAGCCGACCUCGCGGCGCAGGCCGCCGUCGUCGGCGCGCUCUCAAAGGCGUGGCCGGGCCUGACGAUUGUCGGCGAGGAGGACGAGGCCGCGCUCGAUGAGGAUCACGAACUCGACAAACCACUCGACGACGCCCUACUGGACUGGGAAUGUACCACGAGCGUGGAUUUGUCGAAGGCGCGCAUUUUCGUCGACCCGUUGGAUGGUACUAGAGAAUUCGUCGAGGGGCGCCUCGACGCCGUGCAGUGCCUCGUCGGCGUCGCCGUGGGCGACGCGCCCGUGUGUGGUGCCGUCGGCCUGCCGUUUCCCGCGGACGGCGGGCCGCCGCGCGUCAUUUACGCUACUUCUCGCGGGUCCGUGGGUCCCUCUGACGCGCCGCGAGCGCUGAAACGCGACAGCGAGACGCUACUGGUAAUCGCGGGCGACGGCUCCGACGCGGCCCAGGCGGCAGGCGUCGAGGCCUUCCCGGGCGCGGACUUCGCGGUGCGCGGCGCCGCGGGCAACAAACUAAAAAGCGUCGCCGAGGGAGAAGCGGACGUGGCAAUUCUCCACUGCAAAACGUCGGCCUGGGACACCUGCGCGCCUUCCGCCGCCAUCCUCGCCGCCGGCGGCAGGGUCACGGACUACUUCGGCGCCCCGCUGUCCUACACGGGCGCCGUCGGGAACACGCUGGGCGUCAUCGCGUCGUCGGCACGCGCGUCCAAGGCCCACGACGCCGCCUGCGCGACGCUGCGGCGCGACGCCCGCGCCCUGGCGGUCCUCGAGCGCUACGGUAUUCGAGGUUCUUCCCAUGCCGCCGACAUAGCUCGCGACUUAACCGGGGCGCCGCUCGCCGUCGCAACGGUCGCGGAAGCUGCGGGCGUGGCAGCGUCUACUUACCAGGCGCCCGAGGCUGAGGCCUUCCGCGGCGCUUUGUCUGCCGGUUGCCGCCUGCGCGUCGCGGACACGUCGGUGUUCCUGAAACGCGUGAAGAUGCGGGAGCUACCCGCAGCCGUGAAGAAGGCGACGGCGCAGCCGCAGAAGUUGCGGAGAGAUGUCGCAUCCUUCCGCGUCGAGGCGGCGUUCCUCUCGUCGGACGCGGCGAAGGGACUGGCCGCCAUUGGCGUCCAGGUGCCGACGGUGCUGUCCGCGACGGUCGACACGCCGACCGACGACCCCUUGGACGCCGCGUCGCUGCUCUUCCUGAGGGAUUUCUCGCCCGACGACGGCUACCGGCAGAGCAACCUGCUCGCGGGAGACGACCUGCGCGCGACGCUGAAGGCGCUGGCCCGCUUCCACGCGCACUUUUCCGAGGCGGCGCGGAGGCCGCGCCCGGACGAAAAGUGGCGCUGCGGCGGCCACUGGCAACCCGCCUAUCAGAACGCCGAGCAGUUCGAGAGUGCUGUCGAGGCCGCGUGGCCGCGGUUGCUCGACAACUUCCGGAGCGUGCUCGAGGCCUCGCCGGCGACGCGGGACCUCGAUCUUGAAUCGAUCGGGGGCCGCGUCCAGCGCGCGGCCGUGGCCGCUGGGCGGGAGGCGCACCCCUUCGCCCACGACGACUGUACUGAUGUGGAAGAGUGGCGCACGUUGAUUCACGGCGAUCUGAAGGCCGCGAACGUGCUCGUCAGAGGAGACGACGUGGCUCUGUUGGAUUUUCAGUAUGUGGGCGAUGGACUUGCUGCCACCGACCUCGCACAUUUUCUGACGGCGUCGGUGGCCGGCUCCGAACUGUUGAGUGAAGACGGGUCGCUGUUAGAUGGGGCCCUCGUCGAUCUGUACCUCGCGGAGUUCGCCACGUUACGCGACAUCGACGGCGAUGCAUUUAAACAGCAAUUCGAGGUCGCCGUCGUCGACAAGGCGCGGUUCGUCUUCUCGUACCUCUGGCCGCGCAUCGACGCGUCGCCGGCGGAGUUGGAGAGAGGCUCAAAAAUCUGGAACCGCAACUCCUACAACAAGGAUAUCAACGCGGCGACCUGGCUCGUGGCGCGAACAUCAAAGGCUCUAGAUGCUAUAAGUUAAAAAUAAUU